AUGAUUAAAGCGGUGCAUUGUUGGAUACUACACAUGCCAUUUUUGGACUAGACAACUUCCGAUUCAAUGACGACUGCUGUUACGCUACUAUCAAAAUAGGGAAGAUGACGGAGGAAAUCUAACUAUUGGUGCACUGAAAAUCCCCAUAAAUGCUGCGAUAGUAUAUCAGGGUUCAGUGUGUGCGUCAGGUGUGGAUGGAGUCAGUAACAUCAGAGCACCCAGCAUAGUAAUCACAGACAGGACAAUCCGAAGAAGUCCGUGUUCAGACCAACAGCCUGCACAUCGGCAGGCAGGGGGAGAAUGGUUAAGUACUUCUCUAACGAUGUAGACAUCAGGACCACGUGGGACCAUGUUGUCUCUGCCUUCUGGCAGAGGUAUCCCAACCCAUUCAGCACCCAUGUUCUCACGGAGGACGUGGUUCUCCGUGAGGUGACGGCGGACCAGCGGCUUCUCUCCAGACGCCUGCUCACCAAGACCAAUCGAAUGCCUCGCUGGGCCGAGUUCCUCUUCCCCUCCAACCUAUCACGCUCCGUCUACAUCGUAGAGGACUCCGUCGUCGACCCGGUCACCAAGAGCCUCACCACGUACACCUGGAACCUCAAUCACACUACGUUAAUGACUGUGGAGGAGCGCUGCGUGUUCCAGGAGUCAGAGGACCGGCCUGCCUUCACACUGCUCAGACGAGAGGCCUGGAUCUCUUCUGGAGUCUACGGCUUCUCCAGACCUAUCCAGGAGUUUGGCUUGGCCCGCUUCAAGAGCAACCAGGUGAAGGCCAUGAAGGGCCUGGAGUACGCUCUGUCUAACUUACACGGAGAGGCACCCCAGCGCCAGCCCUGCGUCCGGGGCACAGUGAAGACUGCUACAGAGAAAGCCAAGACCCUGGCCUCGGCCGCCACCCCGCAGAAACAGCCCCAGCAGUACGUGUGACAACAGGGGAACAUCCACUGCCACCGGCUGGAACGGGACACAUUCACAUGCAACACACAGGCUGGCCAAUUCUGAUCUUUUUAAGAGCUGAUCUGAUUGGUCAAAAGACCAAUUUGUAAGGAAAAACAAAUCAGAAUUGAGCUGUGCAUGCACACACUCUUUUAGCUGACUUUUCAUUGACUGGAAGCUUGCUUGUAUCAAGGUAUUGGUGUACAGUAUGUGUGCAAUAUGUCCAUCUAAACCACUAACAGCUCUGCUCCUCUGGGGUUAGGCUCUGCUCCUCUGGGGUUAGGCUCUGCUCCUCUGGGGUUAGGCUCUGCUCCUCUGGGGUUAGGCUCUGCUCCUCUGGGGUUAGGCUCUGCUCCUCUGGGGUUAGGCUCUGCUCCUCCUUGUUUUCAUUAGCCUAGCAUUAAUACAUCUCAGGUACUGAGCCCCUGUCUGACUGCCUGCCACAACCUAGGGACAUGUUCAAUAGGCCCCAAACGCGAACAAAAUGUUCUCAAACCGAGUGAAACAGAAAAGUAUGUGGACAGCCCUUCAAAUGAUUUGAUUUGGCUAUUUCAGCCACAUAUGUUGCUGACAGGUGUAUAAAACCAAGGACAGUCAUGCAAUCUCCAUAGACAAACAUUGGCCUUACUGAAGAGCUCAGUGAUUUAACGUGGCACCGUCAUAGGAUGCCACCUUUCCAUCAAGUCAGUUCGUCACAUUUCUAUCCUGGUCAACGAAGUGCUGUUAUUGUGAGGCAGAAAGUCUAAUUGUUCGUCGGGAGCUUCAUGAAAUGGGUUUCCAUGGUUGAGCAGGCGCACAAAAGCCUAAGAUCACCAUACGCAAUGCAAAGCGUCGGCUGGAGUGGUGUAAAGCUCGCUACCAUUGGACCAGCGGAAAUGCAUUCUUUGGAGUGAUGAAUCAUGCUUCACGAUCUGUCAGUCUGACGGACGAAUCUGGGUUUGGCGGAUGCCAGGAGAACACUACCUGCCCCAAUGCAGAGUGCCAAAUGUAAAGUUUGGUGGAGGAAGAAUAAUGGUCUGUGGUGGUUUAUGGUUCCAGUGAAGGGAAAUCUUAACUCUACAGCAUGCAAUGACAUUCUAGACGAUUCUGUGCUUCCAACUUUGUGGCAACAGUUUGGGGAAGGCCCUUUCCUGUUUCAGCAUGAUGCCCCCGUGCACAAAGCCAGGUCCAUACAGAAAUGGUCUGUCGAACUUGACUGGCCUGCACAGAGCACUGACCUCAACCCCACCAAACACCUUUGGGAUGAAUUGGAACGCUGACUGCAAGCCAGGCCUAAUUGCCCAACAUCAGUGGCUGAAUGGAAGCAAGUCCCCGCAACAAUGUUCCAACAUCUAGUGGAAAGCCUUCCUAGAAGAGUGGAGGCUGUUGUAGCAGCAAAGGGGGGGACCAACUCUAUAUUAAUGCCCAUGAUUUUGGAUGAGAAGGUGUCCACAUACUUUUGGUCAUGUAGUGUACUUUCUGAACUUAUCCAAUAGAAACACUUUUCUGUUGCAAAAUGUUUUUAUACGGUGUGCCAUAAUGAACACGACCCUGACUUGAGUAAGCUCUGGGAUACAUCUCUUGUGCACUCAGUGAGGCCUGUUUUGAAAAGCAUAACGUGACAAAUCAGACAUGCCAAAUAACAGUGAAGGUGAAGUGAAGACAAGCUGAAGAAAUAAUAUAAAUUCCACAACACUGGAUGCAUGCUGGAGUUUGAGAGUUUAUCAAAUAAUAAAUGAUUAGUAAUUAUUGUAUUACCCUUCAACUGCGUCGUUUGACUGAUUUGUCAGUGAGGUCUACGAUUGGUCUGUUGGAUAUAUCAAGCUAUAUCAAAUUAGGCAUUUGACUUGACAUUUACCAGGGACAGUUGAUGUAUUUAAUUUGUUUUAUUGUACAUUAAUGUGUUAGUCUGACAUUGGUUUGUCUGUCUCUUAAUAUUUUUGCUGCAUUCCUUUAAGGUAAAAUUAACUAUUAUGAUUUUGAAAUCAUUUUGGCUGUGAUUUUAGACUGGAGGAAAUUGUCAUUAAGUCUUAACAUUGACAGAAUACUGCACUUAAAUAAACAUCUGAUUUAAUGUUA
Molecule: messenger RNA, 2994 nt
Organism: Oncorhynchus keta (chum salmon)
Lineage: Eukaryota; Metazoa; Chordata; Actinopteri; Salmoniformes; Salmonidae
Product: PRELI domain-containing protein 1, mitochondrial-like
Exons: 6
Coding region: 301-927 (208 amino acids)
Biological process (GO): phospholipid transport
Cellular component (GO): mitochondrial intermembrane space
Molecular function (GO): phosphatidic acid transfer activity
Source: RefSeq, a predicted model, not a curated record